AUGGGACAUAACGUCUCUGCUAUUGCCGGUGUCAAGUCCCCCAACUUCUACGAACAAGGAAACGCCAUAAACGAAAUCUGGGUCGAUAACGUCGAACUUAUCUCUCGAUUACCCUUUGGAGAUUCAGACCUCGGUCAAGCAGGCUGGCCUAAAGGAAACUGGCCCAAGAUCCCCUGGCAUCAAUUCAUCAUUCCACUCAAACGAGAUCUCUCAAACGCACCCAUGUCGGACCAAGGAACCUGUACUUGUUCGAUCGGCUAUCCGGAGACCGGGUUGGACAGCAUGUACAGAAGCUGGAACAUCUGGUAUGCUCAAAUUUGGGCGGCAUUUUUGCUCUUGCUCGCCAUGUUUGCGUGGUUCACACUUUAUCGUUUCCUCUCAUGGGACAAUUUCUGCGAGUCGUUGAACGAUCUCAUGCCUUCAAACCUGAGAACGCCCAAACCGAUACCUCAAAUUCCUCUUAAUAUCAGGUCUCAUCGUCAAGCAGCUCUUUUAUUUGGGCGCUGGUAUUUCAUGAGAGCAGUGCCUCUUAUGGUUAUCGGGUCGAUUCUCUUGUUCUUUGCCUCGCCUGCGGCGGCUCUCUAUGUCGGAAACUUCCCGAUCAACUUCGCAUAUCGAGCUCUUGUGGAAAUGGUAUACUGGAUGAACGUAACUUGCGUUCUCGGAUGCGCUGUCAUAUUUUAUCGAUACAAAAAAGCUUUUGAGUCCAGGGAGAGGAUCAAUGCCAUUGAGAUCGUACCCGUCCUUCCUCCUCAAACUGUAACAGUGGCCCUAGUGGGAGUUAUUCAAGUGCCCGAUGUUGCAUACCAGUCGUGA
Penicillium malachiteum is the source of this 816-nucleotide messenger RNA. RefSeq lists its product as uncharacterized. Bases 1 to 816 code for a protein of 271 amino acids. Lineage: Eukaryota; Fungi; Ascomycota; Eurotiomycetes; Eurotiales; Aspergillaceae. The transcript has a single exon. The record is from RefSeq and is a predicted model, not a curated record.